CUUCUCCACCUUCUUCACCUCCACCCUCUCUCCUCAGGCCCCUGCAUCACUUGCUGAUGUGCCAUCCAGCAGUAUGUCUGACGAGGCUCAGGUGACCCAGAUCAUCCAGCUAUGGACAGCUCUCCCUGAGGUUGACAAGCAGCGUGUCAACUACCAGCCUCGCCAUCAGGUGCGCCUGACAAGUGAACGCUUUAAGGCUCCGAAGCGGUCUGGAGUCACACCGGGUGUGGAGAGUGUCAAGCGAUGCUUGAUAGGACAUCCUGGGGGUCCAGCACAGUGGCCCAGCACCAGCCGCUUGGUUGAGGCCAUAUGCACCAAGCUGUGCAGUGUGCACAAGUCGCCCACCAAGAAGGCUGGAGUCUCCACCCCCAGGUGGUCAAAAAUCCUUGCAAACUACCACCACAUCCGGGAACUGGUGCUCAACACUCCAAGGGUUAUGGCGGAGACCACGCUCCAGCUCUUUGAAAUAAAUCAGAGGACACUCAUUCAAUGGUUUCAACGGAGGCAGAAGACUCAGGAGAUGAGUGUCCUGUCACAGGGAUUGACUCCACCAGACCAGAUUCCUGUGGCAACAGACCAGCUUCCGGCCCCGAAGGAGAAACUGGAGCUCCUUCCAUCGACAUCUGGCCCGCUGCACCAGUUUGUCCUCCCUCCUAACCUGGAGGGACAGGCUCCCGUCCUGCGGCCAGGCAGACGGCCCGCUGCUGCCACCAGGGAGCACCCCAUCACACCCACCCCCACAGCACCAGGCACUGCACAGCCCACAUCAGCUCAGUCGGGGUACUUUGUCCUCAACCCCGACAACACGCUGUCACCGGUGCUGGUAGCUCCUAGUGUCUCAACACACGGUCCAGGCCCUGCUCCACUUGGUCCUGCACCUGCUCAUCCUGUGUCUCUCUUCACAGAGAGGAACAGGUGACGGCGGGCCCUGGAGGAGAGUGGAGUGCCCAAGAGGAGGUAUGUCAGGAGUGGCAUACAACACGUGUGGCAAGUGUGGACAGCCAAAAAACAAAGACUUUGGCCAUAGCCGUUAUGGCAGCGCCACCUUUUGUCCACAGGCCUCACAAGGGAAAUCUCUGGAGGAGUGGCUAAAGGCACAGAGAGCACCAAAAUAGACUGAACUUGUGUGUGUGUAUAUAGUGUGUAUAUAUUGUGUGUCUGAGUACAGUUCUCCAAUACAGUAUUCUAAUAAAAGUGGAUGCAUCCCCACAUUUUUGAAAAAACAAAUUACUCUGGGACAACACUAUAGAAAUGACACUUUGAUAUAACUUAAAGUAGUCAGUGUACAGCUUGUAUAACGUUGUAAAAAGUGGUCCAAGGUCAGUGGAUUGUGGUCCGUAUAGACCACCACAGGGGCAACCCCUGAAACUACAUAAACAAAGUGUUUUAAGGCCCAUAUCAAAGCCAGUGCCUCCUUUUUAGAUGGUUGAAUAAUUUAGCUGGUAAGAGUUAAACUUUUUUCACCUGUAGUGAAAACGGACGGUCGAACCGUGGUGCUGUGAGAACAGGAGCAGUACAUAACAAGGCUUAAAUGGCUUUGAAAGCUCUCCGACAUUCAGGUGUCCAGACGUACACCACCCUUGCCUUCAGAAGGUCAGUGAGUGGCCAUGCAGCGGUGGAAAAGUUACGUCAAAAAACAUGACCAAACCAAGAAACCAAGUUCAUUCUUAGUGGUCGGCACAGGGUAAUUCUCGACUGCGUACACCUUAGCAGCUUCCACAAAAUCAGCAAUAUCAGCCAUAUCAAAGUGACCUAUUUACCCAGUUGUCACGUUACUCAUUUGUUUUCAUUCCACUUACAUACUCAUUUACCUAUAAAGCUUUAUUUUAUAAUCAGUAGAACAAUUUCCCACAGGAAACUAGGUACUCCAACACAGCAUGUGCUGCACACCAAAGCAAGUGUAGCUAGUGUGCCAAGGGUAAACACUCACCCUACCAAGUAUUUGUGUUCCCCCCCCUCCUAACUAAACUGCCUGACCUUUACUAACCUCGCUCAACUCAACCCUAGUCUUCAGGGAAUCUGGCGGCGGGUACUUAUGCACUAAAACCCACUGGUAUGGUGACGCGACCAGUCAUCUGGCAACGCCACCAAAAACCAUGGACAUGCUCCCGAGACAACUGCUCUAACCGCUGUCAACCCACACUAUAGACACACACCAGCAGAUCCUAAAGGGAAAAAGCUGUAAGCCUACCAGGGGGGGACACACGAUCCAAUGUGACACACAAAGCAACACCUACCUUGAUGAGCAGCACAAGACACUGAGCCUAUAAAUAAGCACUGACAGACAGCGCACACAAAACAGUUUAAUAAAACAGACAGCUUUAAAGCUAUAACAAAUUAACCUUUAUUAACCACGCACUUCCUCAAAACAACCAAAUUACCAUCAGGUUUCAAACUACCCCCCACUGUUUAAAGAUUUACCAAGGAUAUUUAUUAAGGUUCAUCAAAUAACUGAAUUAACUUUGCAACAAAAGAAUAAAUGAAGUGUGGCAAUCAGUGGUCAGUGAUGUUGUAAAUUAGAAAUGUGCUGCGAGUGUUGUGUAGUGCAAAACUCAGAACAAAAAGAUAAUACCAACAGAACCAAAAAACACACUCCUGUCAUCAGGAAGCCAGAGAGUAAACUGAGGAAAGAGACAAAGCCUUAACCACAACCUCAGAACACUGGCCAGGUGCACUGAGUUGCCUAAUCAAAGCCCCUGUCCCCCAAUCAGCUCAUGAUGAGGAAAGAGGCAGGAGUGGUCAGCACAAGCCCUGCAAGAUCUCUACAGGGGCUGUGGCACCAUACAUGUAGGACUGCUGUAGGGGAAAUUCAAAAUUCACACUCCUACUCACAGAGUUUAACUGGAGACAUCAACUUUUUCACCAGCUGUGAAGGAGACAGAUUUUUCCCCAACGCCAGCAGAGAUUUCACAGUGGACUUCCAUGCGCCACUUCAGAAUCCUGCUGGACGUGCAGCAGAAGUGGAGGCUGAAGAUGAGAGAGUGGAGGCUACAGGUGGAAGUGGAGGAUGGGAGGGUGGAGGCUGCAGGUGGACGUGGCGGAUGGGAGG
This is a messenger RNA of Larimichthys crocea (large yellow croaker), 3049 nucleotides long. RefSeq lists its product as uncharacterized. The transcript is spliced from 3 exons. The record is from RefSeq and is a predicted model, not a curated record. Lineage: Eukaryota; Metazoa; Chordata; Actinopteri; Sciaenidae. Bases 74 to 919 code for a protein of 281 amino acids.